AUGCUGCGCUUGGUCAGCCGUGUUGCGCGCUGCUGGAGGGUGAGGCAGCCACCACCGGGGCCGGAGCGGGCACCCUGGGGUGUCCAGCACCCAGCAGCCUUGCAGAGGGCAUGCCUCUCCAGCGCUGCUGGGACGGGUGCCUGGCCCAAGGAUGUGGGCAUCCUGGCGCUGGAGGUGUACUUCCCCGCCCAGUACGUGGAGCAGGAGGAGCUGGAGCGGUACGACGGCGUGGAGGCCGGCAAGUACACGCGGGGCUUGGGCCAGCAGCAGAUGGGCUUCUGUGCUGCCCACGAGGACAUCAACUCCCUGUGCCUGACGGUGGUGCAGCGGCUGGUGGAGCGUGGGCGCCUCUCCUGGGACUCCAUCGGCCGCCUGGAGGUGGGCACUGAGACCGUCAUUGACAAGUCCAAGGCCGUCAAGACCGUCCUUAUGCAACUCUUCCAUGACUCGGGCAACACUGAUGUGGAGGGCAUCGACACCACCAAUGCUUGCUAUGGGGGCACGGCCUCGCUCUUCAACGCAGCCGCCUGGGUGGAGUCCAGCGCCUGGGAUGGUCGCUAUGCCGUGGUGGUGUGCGGGGACAUCGCCGUCUAUGCCACGGGGAACGCACGGCCCACGGGAGGUGCUGGUGCCAUCGCCAUGCUGGUGGGACCCAACGCCCCGCUGGUGCUGGAGAGAGGCCUGCGAGGAACCCACAUGGAGCACGCCUACGACUUCUACAAGCCAGACCUGGCUUCCGAGUACCCGGUGGUGGAUGGGCAGCUCUCCAUCCAGUGCUACCUGCGGGCACUGGACCGCUGCUAUGCCGUUUACCGCCGGAAGGCAGAGAGCCAGUGGCAGCAGGACGGCGUCCAGCGGCCCUUCACCCUUGAUGACUUCAAGUUCAUCAUUUUCCACACGCCCUUCUGCAAGCUGGUGCAGAAGUCAGUGGGGCGGCUGCUGCUGAACGACUUCUUGGCGGUCCCCAACCCUGACACAGCCACUGGUCUCUACAAGGGGCUGCAGCCUUUCCGUGGCGUGAAGCUGGAGGACACCUACACCAGCAAGGAGGUGGAGAAGGCGUUCCAGACGGCCAGCCAGGAGAUCUUCAAACAGAAGACCAAGCCCUCCUUGCUCCUUGCCUCCCGCAACGGCAACAUGUACACGCCAUCCAUGUAUGGCUGCCUGGCUUCCCUUCUGGCACAAUCCUCAGCGCGGGACCUGGCCGGCUCCCGGAUCGGUGCUUUCUCCUACGGCUCCGGGGCGGCACGCCGCGCCGUCUUUUUGCAUCUCCGGGUGAGCCCCACGGGGGCGCCAGGCUCACCCCUGGACAAGCUGGUCUCCAGUCUGGCCGACCUGCCUGCUCGCCUGGACGCCCGCAAGCGCGUGGCCCCGCAGGACUUCGCUGAAAUCAUGAAGCGGCGAGAGGAGACCCAUCACUUGGCCAACCACGCUCCCCAUGGCUCCCAGGCGGAUCUCUUCCCCGGCACCUGGUACUUGACAAGGGUAGAUGACAAAUACCGCCGGGAAUAUGCCAGGAAGCCUGUCUAG
Mesitornis unicolor (brown roatelo) is the source of this 1530-nucleotide messenger RNA. It is a transcript of the gene HMGCS2, whose product is annotated as 3-hydroxy-3-methylglutaryl-CoA synthase 2 (mitochondrial). NCBI's taxonomy places the organism in Eukaryota, Metazoa, Chordata, Aves, Mesitornithiformes, Mesitornithidae. Gene Ontology annotation, biological process: acetyl-CoA metabolic process. Bases 1 to 1530 code for a protein of 509 amino acids. The transcript has 9 exons. The record is from RefSeq and is a predicted model, not a curated record. Gene Ontology annotation, molecular function: hydroxymethylglutaryl-CoA synthase activity. Gene Ontology annotation, cellular component: mitochondrion.